AUGUCAGAAGAAGGACAGGAGUUGGAGGUUGUGCAACUGACUGUCAAGUUGCCAGAUCCAAUCGGGCAACUUGUGUUUCAGGUCAAUCCCGCUGACACUGUGCAGGAUGUCAGUCAGACUUUGAAACUGAUUUCUCCUACCCAGCAUCACACUUCUUUUGUCUUAACUACCUUUGAAGGUGAAAAACUUGUUGAGGACACUCUUAUUGGGGAUAUCUCGGAGAAUUCAGAGGCUACAGUGAUUUUGAAAGAAAUGCCCUACACCGAGAAGUCGGCAAGAGAACAUCUUCAAAAGGUGAGGGAGAUCGCCUCGUUGCAACUCCCGCUAUUUUAUGGGACAUUAAACGACAUCAGCGGUCUUUCGGCUGGAGCUUCAACCUACAAAACUUUAGAGCUUGGUCCUGUUUCUACAAAGGCGGAAACUACCGAGACUGAAGAGAAGGAGCAGCCUGAGCUUUCCGAAUCAGCCAAGAACGGUAUUUUUGAUGCAGUUGAAUCCGUGCUCUCCGUCAAGCCAUCCACCAUUCCUGCCCAGAAACCCUUGAAAUUAGCCCCUGCUUUGCGCUCUUUGCAUGUGUCGGCGUGGACUCCACCCUCUCCACAACGUGUCUUGAAAGGCGACUUACUUUAUCUGCAAUGUCAGACCCUCGAGGGUGAGAGUUUCCAGAUCACUGCUCACGUGACCGGAUUUUUUGUGAACAGUUCUUCUGCUGCCAAGUUCGACAGCUCUCCGAGAAAAGUGACUUCGGCAAACGGGAAGCACCAAAGGCCGUCAAGAGCCCACUCUCUGCUUACUUUGUUGAAGGGUCUGUCUCCUAAAUUUGUGGAGCAGCUCGAUAUCAACGCCAAGAUCCUAUCUGAGCAAAUACAGGACGUUUACUCUCUUCCUACCAAUGCCCUACUAAGCAAUCCAUGGCUUGUGAAGGACUAUUCUCUGCAACUUCCGGAUUUAGGAAGAAUUGAGGAGAACUACAUCGUUGGUGGCUCUGAUGCUGCUGAUCUCUUCAAGGACUGGAAUGAGGAAUACCAAGGAAGCAAGGAGCUUCCACGCUCGAGUCUCCCGGAAAUCAUUGCUAGAGAGCGGCUAUUGAACAAGACUGGCUUUGACUUUACCGUCCAGGCCAUCAAAGGUGCGAUUUCCGUGGUCCAUGGUGAUGUGACUCCGAUGAACCCUAAUGACGAGCCAUCUCAACAUGUGUAUCUGCGCAACGGAAUUUUCUAUUCCCUUGGUGUGGAUGCUGCAGGCGAUUUUGAGCGUUCAGGAGGAGACGAAGCAGCCAGGGUGGCUGCCGUGAAGGACUUGGACGGAGUCAGAUGUCUGAACCGGCUGGACAGCAGCGAAAUUUCUCAUCUAUGCACCACAAUUGUUGACUAUUGCGGCCGUAGGGUGAUUUGUCAGACCCCUGUCCCCGGUAUUUUUGAUGAACCGCUUUCGGAGGAUGAGCCUGUUUCGAAAGUGAUCUAUGGCAGUUCCGAGGCACACACCCAGCUGAAUGCUGAUGAGAAGCUGAGCGAGAAAUUCAAGAAAAUUGCUGAAGUGUUCCACCUCAAGCCACACCAAGCAUGGAAUCUCGAUGGCUCCCAGAUCAAGGAAGUUGUGACGUCCAUGGACACCAAGGGCAUGAGGGGAACUGAUGGUCGCGACUAUAUCAUUGAUCUGUACAGAACAACUCCUGUCGACAUCGAGUUCAUUGACAAACACUACACAGGCAAGGAAGAUUCUUAUCCUCACAGAGAGACAGUUCUUAGACACGAGGCUGUGGAAGAAUGGUGGAGAAGACAAGUCUCCCUCGCUGUGAAGCAAGAGACCGACAGACUGGGCGAGGAGACCAAGGAAGGAGAAGAAAAGGCCACUAUUGCUGUGGAUACUUCUGCGUUUGUUCUGAAUCCAGACGCUUUCUGCUUGACGGAGGCACCUACACCAGAACUUGCUGCAGAGCUCAAGAAAGACGAGGAGAGAGUCAGAGAAGUGUCCAAGUUUGUCUCUGAGAUCCUGCUUCCAGAAUUGGUGAAAGACCUGGAGUCCUCCGAGGCGUACACUCCAAUUGAUGGGGGCCAUCUGAGCUCCAUAUUGCAUCGCCAAGGAAUCAACCUCAGAUAUUUGGGAGCACUCGCUCAGUACAUUGAGGAAAGAAAGGCAUUCCACAAGAAGGCGGAGGAAGAGAGAUUAGAAAAGGUCAAACAGGAAGAGCCAAAGGAGACUAAAGACGAGGGUGAUUCGGAGAACAACGAGCAGUCCAAGCUCGAUGCAACACCAGUUUUGAACGUUUUGGAUGCCCUUUUCUUUGUGACUGUGCAGGAGAUGAUUGCUAGAGGAGUGAAGCACGUCCUGAGAAGGUCGUGUAUCUCUGUGCCGGUUGCUCUGGUUCCGUACGUUAUUGCACACAUCUUCAACAGCGUUCUUGGCAUGGCCGGUGACAUUGAAGUUGAUCCGCUUUUGGCCGAGAUGUACGGCUCUCCGGACAUCUUAAACCAGUCGAGAGCUCAAAUUCGCGAGCAGGUUGCAAGGGAGGUUUUCAUCAGAUACCGCUACACUCUUCCGGAAAGUUGGCCUGUGCACUCUCUGUACUUGUUCAAGGAGAUUUCGCGCAAGUUUGGCAUUCAGUGGAGAGACAGAACCUACGAUUUCACCGGGACGUCUCCUACGUUCACAGCCGAUGACGUUCUGGCCGUUGUGCCGAUCGUCAAGGACUCAAUUUACUACUCCAGCUCUGUGGAUGACAUUUGGGAGGCUGGCCGUGUGAAAGUCACUAAGGGCGAGCCUGAGGGAAUUCAGCUGCUGAACCAGGCCAUUGAAGUUUAUGAGCAAGUUUAUGGAGCAAUCCAUCCAGAAACAGCCAAGGGAUACGGACAACUAGGGCAAAUCUGCGUGGACCUCAAGAUGGGCCAGCAGGCUUCUGAGCUAGCUCGCAAGUCUUUCCGUAUUCUGGAAAGAACCAAGGGAAUAGACUCGUACGAUUCGAUUCUCGCACUGACCAGAUUGGCACUAGUUGAGUCGGCCAACGGCGAGCACCUGAAUGCGAUCAAGCUGCAUAUGAGAGUCCUGAAGUACUGGCUGACUUACCACGGAGAGUCUCAUAUCAAUGUGGUGUCUGCGUUGUCGACCAUUGCUAUUAUCUUGCAAAAGGUGCAACUGCAUCUCCAGGCUGCCAAAGUGUUCCAAAAGGCUGUUGAGUUGAGUGAUAAGUAUGUUGGAGACCAAAGCCAAAUGUCAGGUCUUCUGCGUUUCCAACUUGGCCAGUCGUUGGUCACGUUGAAGCAGUUUGUUCCAGCUAGCGAGCAGCUUGAGAUUGCAGCAAACAUUUUCAAAAUCAACCUUGGCCCUAACGACCGGAGCAGUAUCGAGGCGUCAAAAUGGACCUCUCAGCUGAAGGAGUACAUUUCUGUGAUGCAGAAACAAGGAAAGCAGCUCAAGGCAAUGGAGGCCCAGAUGGCUAAGAAAGCCAAAAAAGCCUCGCCGCUGCCUUCGAAAAAGAACAAGUCGGUCUCGCCAAACCCAGAGCUUGCUGAUAAGUCGGUGGACGAAAUCAUGAAGUUCAUCGAGGGCGAGCCUAAGAAGCCAAAGAAAAAAUCCAAGAAAUAG
Messenger RNA from Ogataea parapolymorpha DL-1, 3582 nucleotides. Its product is annotated as eukaryotic translation initiation factor 3. The record is from RefSeq and is a predicted model, not a curated record. Gene Ontology annotation, molecular function: mRNA binding; protein binding. Gene Ontology annotation, biological process: intracellular distribution of mitochondria. Gene Ontology annotation, cellular component: cytoplasm. Bases 1 to 3582 code for a protein of 1193 amino acids. NCBI's taxonomy places the organism in Eukaryota, Fungi, Ascomycota, Pichiomycetes, Pichiales, Pichiaceae. The transcript has a single exon.